AUGGGCCUUACAGGUGCCCCAGCAGGACAAACUAUCUCUAUUCCAAACGUGAACGAACGCUUCAUCUCAGAAGCUCGGUGCGGAACUUACAUUUUAUUCCAGAAUUAUCAGUAUAUGCGGAGAAAAAUAAUGUUAAGGAAAAACAAGAGGUUGAUUUUUAAAUACUUUCUUAAUCUCAUUAAUGGAGCUUUCUUGGUUCUGGGACUUUUACUCAUGGGAUUUGGUACAUGGCUUUUAUUAGAUGGAAAUAAUUUUUUCACAGCUUUGGAUGAAAAUAAUCACUUGACAGUGUAUAUUUUUCGAAUUUUGAUUGGAACUGGAUCUGCUAUUCUUCUUCUUUGUCUCUUGGGUUAUUUGGGAAUUCACAAUGAGAUCAGGUGGCUCCUAAUUCUGUAUGCAGUAUUGUUAAUGUGGGCUGUUGGUGUUCAGGUUGUACUUUCAACACUCAUCUUUGCAAAGAAAGAAGAGGUUCACCAAGCAUGGCAUAAUAAAAUUGAUUCCAUCAUUUCUGAGUAUGGAUCUGAGGAUUUUCCUCAAGAUAUACCCAAGUGGAUGAUUCUGAAUGCUCUGCAGAAAACAUUGCAGUGUUGUGGCCGAAAAAAUUACACAGAUUGGACCAAGAAUAAGAAUAAAGAAAAUUCAGAACAGGUGCCAUGUUCUUGCACAAAUUCUACAUUAAGAAAGUGGUUUUGUGAUGAGCCACUGAAUGCAACAUACCUACAGGGUUGUGAAAAUAAAAUCAACACAUGGUAUCAUGCUAAUGCUUUGACAUUAAUUGGAAUUAACUUUGGACUUUUGGUUUCAGAGGUUUUGCAAUUCUCAUUAACUAUUUCUUUCUUCAGACACAUCAAGAAUAGAAUAUAUGCAGAAAAGUGA
Molecule: messenger RNA, 876 nt
Organism: Rangifer tarandus platyrhynchus (Svalbard reindeer)
Lineage: Eukaryota; Metazoa; Chordata; Mammalia; Artiodactyla; Cervidae
Source: the annotation of a GenBank genome assembly